AUGGAGAAUAAUCAGCUGACCGUGAUAAAAACCUCGCAGUUCAGCUUAUGUAACAGAUAUCUUGAAGUUAGUCGAUUUGAAGCGGAACAUUCAGGGGUUCGAAAAAUGAUCGGCUCUCAGGAUGAAGCAGCGUCAGAGAAAGUCGUGGAUGAUCAGACUUGGUUGAUGCUUGUCAGAUCCUCUUCUCUUCGUAUUCUCCUCGCUCCAGAUAGCUUGUUAACCGAUCGCCAGCUUCCAGCUUACGUACUCCAUACAAAGGAGCCUAUCGUAAAGCUUCCGAUUACCCCUGAAGUCCCCAAGCAGCUAGAAUAUCCAUUUGUCCACUCGAGCCCGCAGGCCCAGGCACAUGGAGAAACUCCCGUCCUGUCUCGCUCGCUGCGGGGAUCAGGCGUUGCACAGCACGUAAACUCUCCUCCAACCACCUAG
Messenger RNA from Trichophyton rubrum CBS 118892, 426 nucleotides. RefSeq lists its product as uncharacterized. The transcript has a single exon. The record is from RefSeq and is a predicted model, not a curated record. Lineage: Eukaryota; Fungi; Ascomycota; Eurotiomycetes; Onygenales; Arthrodermataceae. The coding region runs from base 1 to 426 and encodes 141 amino acids.